AGGCGCUCAUCUGUUUCAGCAGAGGCCGGCGAUGGCGAUGCGCCGGCAGGCCUUUGGCAGCCGACGCGUCGAGGUACGCUGAAGUUUGUUUGGACCUUUAGCAAGUUCCUCAGCAGGCUUCAGUCAAUGCGAGACAUCUACGAGGAGAUGUGCAGCAGCCGCAAUAGCCGCGCGUUGAUGCAGCGGCUUGAUAGCGAGCCGUUCUCAAAUCCAUGGCAGGAAUUCGAAGAGCACGAGAUUCGCAUGAUGCUGGCCACAAAGUCUGGCAAUUCUGGCAGCCCGAUUGCGGAGGCGCGGGUGCUCGCAGGCCUCACGUCGCCCGGCACCGAGGCACGUCUGAUGCUCCACGGCUACAAGUCCGGCAACUUUGGGAAGUCCACCAGCGAUGCAUCCCUUGCUUUGGCAAGUGCCGUGACUCCAACAGCAGGGCGCAGAGAAGUCGAAGCGCUGGAUGCAAAGUCAGACGAGCUAUUGGCAAAGAGCCAGUUCCUCCUAGAGGGUGCAUCUGCUCUCUUGCUGCAAGAUCAUCCGAGACCCGGGAGUUGUCGAUCGACUGUAGUGGAAUGUCUUGACCCAGAGGAGGAGAGCCGGAUGCAAGAGCUGGAGUUGAAGGUGGAGGAGGGCAUGAAGAAGUUUCAAUUGUAUUGGGGCCGGAGAGGCAAUCCUUCCAUGGCGUCCUCCUUCCUCGCAAACACCGCAGCCACGCCGAAAGCUGGUGCGAAUGCCAGCCGGCACUGGGCUUCGCAAGGCUUGUUCCAGGCGACAAAGUCUGUGGCCUGCGGGGAUUCCAGAGGACGCUCAGCUCAUCAAGGGUCAGCCUCCUCCAGCUCAGAAGGGUCAUGGGGCAUUGAGGACGAUACCCGUGAGACGGGGGAGGCUGUGGUUCCACGCCUCACCCUGAGGGCACCGACGAUGGCCGAUGCCAUGUCCCUGGAGCAGGCGCUUCAUGCGGAGAACUCGAUCCUGGAGCGGGAGGUUGCGCGCCAGAGGGCAGAAAUCCAGGAGCUGAAGAAGAAGCGAUCCCACGCGCCUCAGGAGCCUCGAGUCGCAGUUGGUGGUACUACAUCCAGAAGCACUUCAUCCAGAAGUGGCAGCAAAACGCCUGCUCAGGGUGGCGCAGGCUCGGUGCCAGUUCCGAGGUUUGUGCCGAGAGCUGCAGGCAGCACAACCUGCACAAUGCAGAGAUCUCCGCAGUCGCCGCGAGUGAUGCAGGGCGUAGCCACUCCGGUGUGCUCCCCGCGGGGGGAGGUGCCCUCGAGGCUUUGCGCAUACCUGCCGACCAACGGCUGGGUCUACGCGGCGCCCGCAAGCAGCCAGGCGCAGACGCCACGCACAUCAGCGGCGCCUGUGAGAACUGCUGUGCGAAUGCGCACAGUUCCCUCACCAACAUCGCACUGACCGCCAGGCGCUGCGUCUCCGCAGAGAUGACAAGGGCUCACUCGAAGUCCUGAAGCGCGCCAGCGAGCCUGCAAUUUCUGCCGGCAUCCCCAAACCCUGCGA
Messenger RNA from Effrenium voratum, 1500 nucleotides. Lineage: Eukaryota; Dinophyceae; Suessiales; Symbiodiniaceae. The record is from the annotation of a GenBank genome assembly.